This is a messenger RNA of Iphiclides podalirius (scarce swallowtail), 405 nucleotides long. The record is from the annotation of a GenBank genome assembly. NCBI's taxonomy places the organism in Eukaryota, Metazoa, Arthropoda, Insecta, Lepidoptera, Papilionidae.
AUGGCGCGGGCGAUCAAAUCGGGCGCGAUCACUUAUCGAGGAUGCUCGCGUGAUUCCCGCGAAUUCAACGGCCACCGCGACUACCAGUCCGUCACCGCGGGAUACGCACCCCUGGGUGCGGGUGUCCCGGCCCGGCCCGCUUAUAGCGGUGCAGCACGCAAAUCACAUCGGCGAUUUAUCACCGCCGCCGAGAACCCCAAUAAAGCGCGGGAAUGGCCGGUGGCCGGCUACCGAGCGACUUUCCCAGGUGUAACGAGCGUCGCCGCAUGGGUCGCAGCGCCCGAUCGUGACCCCGCUUCGACGAAAUCUCUUGAGCGGCCCGACGCGACGCAAUCGCCGCUUAAGUGCCCACCUUUGUACUUUUGUACUGGUCUCGGCUGCGGCGGGAAUCUACGUCUCGCGGGC